Molecule: messenger RNA, 1680 nt
Organism: Cricetulus griseus (Chinese hamster)
Lineage: Eukaryota; Metazoa; Chordata; Mammalia; Rodentia; Cricetidae
Source: RefSeq, a predicted model, not a curated record
AAGGAACUGUUUUCAUCCUUAGGAGUGGAGUAUUACAUCCUGGAACUUGAUCAAGUUGAUGAUGGGAUCAACGUUCAGGAAGUGCUGACCGAAAUUAGUAACCAGAAAACGGUGCCCAAUAUUUUUGUGAAUAAAGUGCACGUGGGCGGAUGUGACCGAACUUUCCAGGCACAUCGGAGCGGUUUACUGCAGAAGCUCCUUCAUGAAGACUCGGCUAACGAUUAUGAUCUCAUCGUCAUUGGCGGAGGCUCUGGUGGACUCUCCUGUGCGAAGGAAGCUGCCAAAUUUGGAAAGAAGGUCAUGGUGCUGGACUUUGUGGUCCCCUCGCCUCAGGGUUCAUCGUGGGGCCUUGGUGGCACCUGUGUAAAUGUGGGCUGUAUUCCUAAGAAGCUGAUGCACCAAGCAGCCCUCCUGGGUCAGGCCUUGCAGGACUCAAGGAAAUAUGGCUGGGAGUAUAACAAGCAGGUGAAACAUAACUGGGAGACCAUGACAGAAGCGAUCCAGAACCACAUUAGCUCCUUGAACUGGAGCUACAGGCUGAAACUUCGGGAGAAAGGCGUGGCCUACAUCAAUGCCUAUGGGGAGUUUGUGGAGCCAAGUAAAAUAAAGGCAACCAAUAAGAAAGGACAGGAAACUUUUUACACUGCUUCGACAUUUGUCAUAGCAACAGGUGAAAGGCCAAGGUACUUGGGAAUCCAAGGAGAUAAGGAAUAUUGUAUUACCAGCGAUGACCUUUUCUCUCUACCGCACUGCCCUGGCCGCACGUUAGUCGUAGGGGCCUCGUAUGUUGGUCUGGAGUGUGCAGGAUUUCUGGCUGGCUUGGGAUUAGAUGUGACAGUUAUGGUACGCUCUGUCCUUCUCCGUGGGUUUGAUCAAGAAAUGGCAGAGAAAGUGGGAUCCUACCUGGAAAAAGAAGGCAUCAAGUUCCAAAGGAAAUUCACCCCUGUUUUGAUUCAACAAAUGGAGAGAGGCUCGCCUGGAGUGUUGAGAGUCGUGGCUAAGUCCACUGAAGGACCAGAAACAAUUGAAGGGGUAUACAACACGGUUUUGUUAGCAGUUGGUCGUGAAUCCUGUACAAGAAAAAUAGGGCUGGAGAAGAUCGGGGUCAAAAUCAAUGAGAAGAGUGGCAAAAUACCAGUAAAUGACAUGGAACAGACCAACGUGCCUCAUGUCUAUGCUGUUGGGGACAUAUUGGAGGGAAAACCAGAGCUCACACCUGUUGCUAUACAGGCAGGCAAGCUGCUAGCUCGAAGACUCUUUGGGGGCUCUUUGGAAAAGUGUGAUUACAUUAACAUCCCAACAACGGUGUUCACGCCUCUGGAAUAUGGCUGCUGUGGGCUGUCUGAAGAGAAAGCCAUCGAAGUGUAUAAGAAAGAGAAUCUGGAAGUGUAUCACAACUUGUUCUGGCCUCUGGAGUGGACGGUCACUGGCAGGGACAACAAUACCUGUUAUGCAAAGAUAAUCUGCAACAAAUUCGACAAUGAGCGUGUGGUGGGAUUUCACCUUCUGGGGCCAAAUGCUGGUGAAAUCACACAGGGAUUUGCAGUUGCUAUGAAAUGUGGGCUCACAAAGCAGCUACUGAAUGACACCAUUGGAAUCCAUCCCACAUGUAGUGAGGUAUUUACAACGUUGGAAAUCACCAAGUCGUCAGGGCUGGACAUUACUCAGAAAGGCUGCUGA